AUGUUCUUCUUUCUAUUCGGGAGCGUAUCCCCACGACUCACACUUAUACAAUCCGCCCUUCCUGUUCGAUGUCCGAAUUGCCUACUUCCCGAAGCAACGGUAUACCAAUACAAAUCAUCAAACGUACUGAAAGUCUUUUUCGUGCCAAUCCUCACUUUUGGCUCCAAACCGAUAUGGCAAUGCAAAAACUGUGUAUGGACAUCGGAUAAACCACCGGACGACGAGACGAUCAGACGGAGCGAAAUCGACGAAUUGACUCAUCAGCGUUCUCCAUUGCCCACUUGGGGACUGAGCAGAUGCCGAAAGUGCGGCAAGGAGAGCAACUUUUCGGGAAGGAGAAAGUUCUGUCCGUAUUGCGGAGAUGAGCCGAAAGGUCGUUGA
Messenger RNA from Paraglomus occultum, 381 nucleotides. Lineage: Eukaryota; Fungi; Glomeromycota; Glomeromycetes; Paraglomerales; Paraglomeraceae. The record is from the annotation of a GenBank genome assembly.